CCCAAGCUUCCCUCACAGCGACGACCAUCGUGGCCUCCGCCACGAGCCCCCCUCUGCACCCUGCCCCCCUAUAUCUUCCAUCCUGGAUUUACAGACUUAUCCAUGUUUGAUAGCCACGAAAAAUGGCCAAAAAGAAUCUAUCAAAUCCCGCAAAACACUCGACUCCCGCAAUGUCGCCUACUCACCCCCAUACCGUAGGCGUCGUCGCAAAUUCACUAUCCUCGGAUGCAGACGCGGACCAAGAGGACGACUACGUCUGCCCCGUCUGCGAGUCCGAGUGCACUUGCCGGAACAGGCAGGCAGUCAGCGCAGAUGUGCCUCCCCCGCACGCGACCCUGUCGUCGCCCGUGCCGGCACACGUCGCGGUACCCACUCCCAAGAUCAAGAUCAAGUUAACCGUGCCACCGAGUAUGCGCCUCUCUUCUUCCUCUUCCCAGCUUGCGUUCAGGAAGCAGUCUCGUCCCGCUCACGAUGGGGGGAGGAACACCCCCACUGCAGCGUCCCCCUACGGACAGUCAAGUCACCUCGCCGGCCCCUCCACGGGCGGAGUGCAUCUAGGAGUCGAUGCCUCGGCCCCGAAGCGCAGGGGGCGCCCUCCGAAGCAUGUCGUCGCUGCGAGAGAAGCCGCCAGGGCCGCCAUGGCUGCCACUCAACCUCACGCGGGUGGUUCAGGCUUCGCAAGCUCACUCGUGUCCAAGCGGUCCAAAGCUACCGCAACUGGAAGGAAGCCAGCUCUGGGUGGCAACAAAGCAUUAAAGGCCAGAAACACGACCGGCAUAACCGCUCGAAAGACCAUUCCGAAGACCAUAAAGAGAAAGGCAGCGCCCCGCCCCGCCGCCGUUUCCGACGACGAGGAGACGGACUCGGACAUCCAGUCUGCCCAAUUCCCAACGUUCAUGUCCGCUUCUGCCGUCUCGUCCUCACCGGAAUCGUCAUCGGAGGACGACUCUGACUCGGACGACUCGUCUCCACUGACCGACGGCUUCGAAUCUGACUCGUCCAUCCAAGCGGAGGAAGAGAAUUACCUUAUCCAGCAAAGCUACCGGACUCACGAUAAGGCGAGAGUGAAACGGGAGUUAUUGGGCGACGAUCCUACUAGCCGAAGACAUGGUAACGGUGAUUGGGAGAUCAAAUCGAGGAAAAGGAGCGUAGGACCGAGUGACGGUGAGAUGGAGGUGGACAGCACGGAUGACGACAGUGAUUCUGAGACUGCUGGUGAGGAGGAGGCGGAUGGUGAGGAAGAGGAGGACGAGGGCGAGAACGAUGGAGAUGCGGAUGAGGAAGAGGACGGCUUCAGAGUUGGAUCCGGUUACACUGGAGUUGCGACCAGCUGGUCGGACUCUGAGGAAUCCAACUUUGAUGCUGACCUCUUCUUCUCUAACUUGACCUCCGACAGCGAGAGCUCGACCCACCAGGAGCUCACCGGUACCAUGUCCGAUGGCGACGAGACGGAAUCGGACGUGGACAUGGGCACCAUGUCUCUGGCGACUGUCGCCGCCGCCGGCUUCUCGAGUAUGUUUGGUGGCUCGGACCUAUUCAGGCUGGACGGUGGGUUGGCGCUGGAAGUGGCGGGUGAAUGGGGCGAUCAUCCCAAGGACGGGCAGAGCCUUUCUGGGACUGUCUGGGAAUGGGAUUUGGGAGGCGAGAACGGGAGUUUGAGCGGCGGCGGGGAGGAGGUGGACGAGGAGAUGCGUGACGGAGAGGAUUCACUGCAAGGUUCGCCCACGAUGAGUGUUGCUAAUGACGGCUAUGACGAUUACAACAUGGGCGUCGAGCUGCGGGAGAGUGAUGGAGAGACAACAGACGACGAUUUUGUAGGUGAAGACGGUCUUCCCACUCAGCGUGCGAUGCUUCUCUUCCGGUGGCCGACCCCUCCUCCCGCUCCGGCCAAGCUGUCCGCUAUCGAUCCGCGCCAUACUGUCAGCCCUGAGCGAGGACAACGCGAUCUGGAAAAAUCCUCUGGACAGAGGGAUUCACCUCGCCCGGCUGAUAUCUUGGCGGGUAGAGGCGGCAUGUAUUGGUCGCCCGAGGAGGAGGACGAGCAUGACAGUCCUCGGGGUCGGACCGGAAGCGUCAGCGUUCAUUCAGACUCCAGAAUGCCUAUCAUGGGCCGGUUCGAGGCCAAGCCUGUAGAAAGUCAGAAGGUGACAGGUAUAGCCAUCAUCAAUGGUCAGAAUCCAGCCGUACCGUCGCCCUAUCCUCGACGGAAGAAGAGUGUUUCCACUGCGGCCAUGGAUUCCCCUGGGGUGCCUCAGACUCCCGGUCCGGCGGGUUCGUCAGCUCAACCAACUGAGGAGUUCUUGACGGACUCUACGUUACCCGGAGAUGAUCGGGGGGCGUCCGCGGUGACCAUCGAUCUAUCUGACGUCCUCGACGACUCCUUCCUGAAUUCGGACCAAUGCAUGGAAGACGACGACGCGUCCAUGUCCAGCGCAGCAAGCGACGAUGAGAGUCGGCAUCUUCGCAACUUGAGCCGAUGGGAGCGAAUUCCGAUGGAUACCUUCCGGCAGACGAGGACAGCCAGUAAUGCCAUACCUAGCAGCGACGUCGAGCCCGUGUCGGCUGGAGCAGUCACAGACAGUCCUUUCGGCAACACGUUGUUGUGGCCUCAUGCUGGCAAGCAGGCUGCGGGUCCGUCUCGUGGUCCCACGCGCAAGAGCGUGAAGCCCGUAGGCUCGAAGUCUUCGAAGCGUCAGAUGAGCGUGGUCAUUUCUCCUGUCAUACUGCCCGUCCGCGAUGGCGAUCGGACUCCCACCCAAGCGCACGGUGAACAGCUGCCGACUGCACCGUAUCACCAAGGCAAGACGCGGAAAGAGCUGCGAAAGGAGAAAAAGAUGAAGAGGAAGCAGAUGAGCAAAACCUACUCGCCCCCUCAUCAUAAUCAUAGCAGCCAGCUCAAGUAUCGCCAUCAUCAUCAACACCAUCCGAAUCAAAAGUCGCGUGGAUCUAACGCCGUCCAGCGGACGAACUUCUUCAACAGCCCCGGUUCCUCCAUCCCUCCCUUAAAUAUCUGAAGCGCGUUAGAGCGUCUUCCGCGGCUCCGUCAAACUUGCUCAAGCUUCUCAUGCUCAAGUAUAUAUUAUUGUGCUUCUAGGGUCAUUAUCUGCAUUGUGCACGAUCUCAUUUGACAUCCCACUCUGAAUUAUCCAUCCCCUCCCUUGAACUGAAUGACAUGUAUCAUCGCCCCUUGUCCUUUUGCCUGCUGUCUCCAUCAUCCAUCAUUCCACCUGCCCAUUCCACUAAACCAGACGCGCUGGCAAGCUUGCUCGGUCCCAUCAGUGUUGCUUUAUGACUAGUUAACUUUGUAUCACUCAAGCCACGACGAAUAUAAUUCUUUG
Molecule: messenger RNA, 3338 nt
Organism: Gloeophyllum trabeum ATCC 11539
Lineage: Eukaryota; Fungi; Basidiomycota; Agaricomycetes; Gloeophyllales; Gloeophyllaceae
Exons: 3
Coding region: 123-3014 (963 amino acids)
Source: RefSeq, a predicted model, not a curated record